AAUUUACAAUUCUCUCAAAUUCCCCGUUCAAAAUAAAAACCUGCAAUCUUCUCCGGCACUCUUUUGAUUACCUACAUCAUAUGUCUGAUUUUUCUAGCAUUUAUUUCAAUGGCGCAUCCUCUUCAUGUUAAUUUAUUCGGAGGUGAAGUUGAUGAUGUAAAUGUGGUUGAUACCGAGACUUUAGACAACAUCAUGGAUAAUAUACUCCAUGACACUGACGUCGUUGAUGACCCAGAUUUUGGUGAAAAUUCUAAGACUGAAUUGCUGAAUGGAUACGAUACUGAAAUUGUUCCUGACAGUGAUGAUGACAUGAAGGACGCCUAUGAUAGUAAAGGGUUUUCGCUUCGAAGUCGAAGUUUUGUUCAGAGGUUUGCUGCAGCUUCUUCUGAUGUGAUUUCUCAGUAUCAACCUCCUUGCAGGGUACUAGACUAUUCAAAUUUGAAUGCUGAUGGAGGAUAUCUUGGAGGACUAGCCACGGUGUUGAGUGUUUUCCCGAGAAAUCAAGUUAGCUCCUCGAAUUUCCAAAAUGACAUGCAAGCUGCAGAGCUACAUAUUCAAGAUAGGAAGAUAUCUGAUGUAAAAGAACCUUGCCUAGCUGAUUUUGCUUGUUGUGAUGUUGGCUGUGUUGAUAGUAUGAAGCUAAGCGAGGGAAGUGAAAUUGAUGAAGAUGUCAAGAGUAUUCAACGUAAGACAAGAGAAGUAAGUAUUGUUUACACACGAAAGAAGAAAAGAUGUCAUGAUUCAGAAAACAAAGAAGUGCAAAUAUUAGAAAAAUUAAACGAUGACCUCAAUGAUUCUGGAGGAUUGAGCUAUGUUGGAUCUCAAGAACCUGAAGAUCUAUCUGAUGCACUUCUCUUUGUCGAUCAAUAUGUUUAUGGUAAUGCCAUAGCAAUGCCACCCACCCCUACUACUGCUGUCAUUAUGAAUGAGAUAUCACCUCCUGUAUUAAGUGCAAAAGGUGUUCAAAAUAUGGCGAGGUUGGCUAAAAUUAGAAACAGCAAGGUGAAAACUGGUUUCUUUGAAUGGAAUGGGAGUGAAGGAGGUUCAGAAUCUGUGGCUUCAGGCAACAAAGUUGACCUGUCCUUUAAGGGCAAUAGAUAUGGUCAGACAUAUGUUAGAAGAUCUCCAAGUGUGAGAAGUUUGGUGCUUAAGGAACUUAGGAGCCCAGGUGUCCUGUUGACGGAGACUGCUGGGACGAGAGAGAGCUCAAACAGCAAGAGAGAGCUAAAUGUUUUGACCUUCUUAGAUACCAAAUUGGCAGUUUAUGAACUCAAAAAGGACAAAAUGGCAAAGCAAAGUUAUGAAGAAAAAGACAGCAAAGAAUGUAACAAAUUGCUGGAUCAACUGGCUAAUAGAGAAGCUAUAGAGUUGGAAGCAGGUGCUGGUGAUCAGGAGCAGGAAGAUGUUUGUGAUGUUGGCACUGGUACACAGAUAGCUGCUGAAGCUAUACAAGCUUUGUCAUAUAGUGUUUUUGCUGACUACAGUGAGGUCAAUUCUAAUAAAUGUCCAAAUAGGAUGCUUGAUGAUCCAUUAGGAGGUAAUCAGAAGAAUGUCAAUUCAUGCAUAUGGUCCUUCCCUAAGAAAGCUCGCUCUGUAGCUAGAGGCAGUGCGGGCUGGCCAAAAUGUAGUAGAAAGAACUCUUGGCAUUAUAAGGAUAACAUGCAAGCAUCAAAACUCAAAUUAAGAAGAAAUUGGGUGCAAUUAGCAUCCAGUGAAUGCAUGAAUGAAAGGAGCUUCAAAGAUCAUAUGAAGAUAAAUUUUGCAAAGAGAAGAAAGUUACAUGAUGCCAAAGAGGCUGAAGUGGACGGUUUUAAAGAAAAUAUAGAUGCACCCAUAAUGGCUGCUGAUAUACCUCUUUGUAACUUGAAGUACAGAAGGAUGCGUACAAAUAUUUUUCCAUCCCCUGGCAGCUUGAAAUCUUCUAGCUUAUAUAAUAUAAAUGAUCAUAUCGUGAGUAAUUCUAUGGAUGAAAAGGGUGCAGCUUUGAAGGCUCGUCCCCGAAGACAAGGCAGGGGUAGUAUUGAUAAUAUGUUAAAUGUUUCAGCUCAGAAGAGAAACCAGUCAAAGCUCUUCUAUGGAAAGUCCUGUAAGACAAGAAAGUUACUGGGUGAAGAAAACAAAGGAGACCGUACAGGUAAUACGUCUCUUGCGAAAAUGGACCCCAUACAAAAAGGUCCCUACACUAAAGGUAAAUUUGGAUGUACCCGUUCAGAUAUGUUGGAGGUUUCACAAUCUGGAAGCUGGUAUCUGACUAAUUAUCCUAGGGAUAAAAGAACAUGUAGAACCAGGCUUGACAAUUCUGAUGGCUCUUCUCAUCUAGGUAAUUCAGUUCCUAGAGCAUGUAUGGAAGAGCGCAAUCAUUAUCCUUUGACAAGCCAUUUGAACUCAGAAAGCUGCUUUAGUGAUGCUACAAAGAAUGGGGCUUCUCUUGAACAGCUGUCUGAGAGUGCAGUCAAUCUGCAACUUAACCGGAAAUAUAACAUUGGUUCAGUUCCCGUUGCUGAUAGUGCAACCCAUAAAUCUAAUUACAAUAUGCAUUCACUUGAUGCUGAUUGUCGAACAUCCACAGACGAUAUACCUAUCAACAUGUAUGAUGAUCAUCAUGACCAAAAUUACAAGAAAAGGAGACCAACGUCAGCUCUUUCAAGAGAGCUAGCCCGAUUAGGCUUCAGAGAUUCGAUGCCAGAAUUUAAUUCUGAAUAUUUGCGACAGCGGAAGACAUUGGCUGAUAUGUGUGUCUUAUUGAGCCAUAAUUUGGAUGAAAGUACUCGGAAGCAACAGCUUAAGAUUUUGAUGCGGCUGGGUGUUCCCUUGGCAUAUUCCGCUUCAUACGCAACUCAUUUUGUGACGGAUAAAUUUGCCCGCACCAGGAACAUCUUGGAAUUCAUUGCUCAAGGUAAACCUGUGGUAACACAUUUAUGGCUCGAGAGUUGUGACCGAGCAGGUUCUUACAUUUCUGACACAAAUUACAUUCUGAGGGACUUGAAGAGAGAAAAGGAACUUGGUUUUACACUACCUACUUCAUUGGAUCGGGCAAGGCAAUGCCCACUUUUAAAAGGAUACAGGGUCUUUAUUACUCAAAAUGCCAAACCUGGUAAAGAAAUUCUUGCUUGCUUGGUGAAGGCUGUGCACGGCCAGGUACUAGAUGUCGACCUAGACAGUGUAUCGAAAGAUGAUAUAAUUAUGGACGACAUGAUGAUUCUCUCGUGUGAAGAAGAUGAAGCUUAUUGUAGAUUGUUACUUGAGAAAGCUUAUUUAACAGGUGCACCAGUUUAUAGCUCUGAGAUUCUACUGAAUGGCAUUAUUAUUCAGAAACUAGAGUUCGAGAGGCAUCAACUCUUCACAAACCAUGUAAAAAGGCACAAGUAUGAUGCUUCAUAGGAUGAUUGAUGUCUUCUUGCCGAGAUUUAGAGACUGGUGGUAGUACGAAUCUUGUGGCCUGUCUAUAUAAUUGCUCUGCUAUAUGCACAGUUUGGCAGUCAUCUAUAAUAUUACAAAUCAUUAUUAACUUCUUGUUCUCUAUUCAUCAAUGGAUUUGAUUCCACAUCCUAAUCGGGAGGCCAAUGGAUGACUUGAUACUGCACAAGUUGUGGGAUUCAUAGUUAUUAACAAACUGGUUUUUUUUCCUCAUUCGGUGCUGUGGUUUUGUGAUUCCUUUCAAGGGAAACUGAUUCUUCAAAAGUU
This is a messenger RNA of Beta vulgaris subsp. vulgaris (sugar beet), 3684 nucleotides long. RefSeq lists its product as uncharacterized. The record is from RefSeq and is a predicted model, not a curated record. NCBI's taxonomy places the organism in Eukaryota, Viridiplantae, Streptophyta, Magnoliopsida, Caryophyllales, Amaranthaceae. The transcript is spliced from 8 exons. The coding region runs from base 109 to 3381 and encodes 1090 amino acids.